Messenger RNA from Ochotona princeps (American pika), 1956 nucleotides. RefSeq names its product E3 ubiquitin-protein ligase Midline-1-like. Lineage: Eukaryota; Metazoa; Chordata; Mammalia; Lagomorpha; Ochotonidae. The transcript has 10 exons. Gene Ontology annotation, molecular function: protein binding. The record is from RefSeq and is a predicted model, not a curated record. Bases 1 to 1956 code for a protein of 651 amino acids.
AUGGCGGCAGCGGUGGGAGACCCGGAUGCCGCGUUCGCGGAGGCGCCCGAGGCCGGAGGCGAGGACACGGCGGAGGAGGAGGAGGAGGAGGAUGACCCGGAUGGUGAUCCCGGCGGCGACCCGGAUGGCGACCCCGCGGUGCCCUGCCAGCGCGGCCUGGGCGCCCAGCGUUCCACAUGCGCGGCCGGCCCCGCCCCCGGCCAGUCGACCCCGCCCACGACCGCAGGCCCCUCCCCUCACCUGAUAACCCCGCCCAUAACCGCAGGUCACGCACCCCGCCUGCUGAACCCGCCCUCGACCGCAGGCCACGCACCCCGCCUGUUAUCUCCGCCCACGGGCUUUUCUGGCCCCAUUUGCCGCCUGCUGUGCCCGCCCACAAAAGCAGGCCACGCCCACGAGCAGCUAAGAGACCACGCCCAUCGCCUGCUGUCCCUGCAACAGGCCUCAGGGCACGCCCCCCGUCUCCUGGCUCCGCCCACAACCACCAACCACGCCCCCCGCCUGCUGGUUCCACCCCCGUCCGCCCGCCACGCCUCCUCUGGCCCUGAGCGCCCCCCCUCAGGCGCAGACCACGCCCCUUCCAGCCCCGACCACGCCCACGUGAACUUCCCCCUGGUCUGUGUUGCCUCCAUCACAGAGUGUGCCCAGGCAGGAAGGCUCGAGCUGGAGAACAGCCUGGGGCAGCUGGGCCGGCGUCGCGCGGAACUGGAGGCACAACUGGCGAAGCUGACGCAGACGAGCCAUGACGUGGAGGAGAGCGCGUCGCGCCAGGAGGCCAAGCUGGUGGAGGAGUGUGAGCUGCUCGUGCGCGUCAUCCAGCAGCGCCGCCAGGCCAUCAGCACCAAGAUCCAGGAGGGCAAGGCCCUACGUCUGAGCCGUCUGGCCCAGCUCGUCUCGCAGCUCAAGCAGAGCCUUGAGCGCUCAGCGUCCCUCGCGGCCCAGGCCGAGCUCGCACUGCGUGAGACUGACCCCGCCCGCUUCCUGCAGACUGCGCGUGAGCUGGCCGAGCGUGUCUCCAUGGCCACGGCGUCCUCCCCAGUGCUGCUCCCCGCCGGCCCCACCCCUGAUGCCUUUGACUCCCUCGCCUUCGACUUCUCGCGGGAGAAGGAGCUGCUGGCGGCGCUGGACGUCCUCACGGUGCCCGCCCCGCCCCGCCUGCGCCCCGAGCUCUGCACGGCGUCCCACGACACGGUGACGCUGCAUUGGGCCUGUGACGAUGCUGCUCGCGUCGUGUCCUACGAGCUGCGCUACGGCCUCACUGACGCGGGUGCCGGGGGCCCCGCCCCUGACGCCUGGCUGCUCGUCCCCGACGUCCGUCAGACGAGCUUCACCGUCCACGGGCUGCAGGCUGGCAGCCGCUAUGCCUUCCGGGUGCGUGCACUCAACCCGGCCGGCGGGCGCGAUGGCGAGACGGCCCGGCUGCGCACGCACAGCCAGCCCUUCAAGCUUGACCCUGAGUCAGCGCACAGGAAGCUGCGCGUGUCACGUGACCAGCUGACGGUGGAGCCAGUGUCGUCAUCGUGGCGAGGCCACGCCCCCCAGUGGGCGGCUCCCGGUGUGGCUGGAAACGUCGUCCUGGACAGCGGGCGGCACUACUGGGAGGUCCUGCUGAGCGCGGGUGCCUGGUACGCAGUUGGACUCGCCUACACAUCGGCACCUCCCCAGGAAUGGGCCGGGCUCGGCGCGGCGUCGUGGGCGCUGCUGCGGCGGGCGGGCGCAUGGGUUGCGCGGCAUGCGGGGCGCGAGUGGGCACCAGAGGCCGGGUUGCGGAGGCUCGGUGUCCUCCUGGACUUCGAGGCAGGGUCGCUUGCCUUCUUUGAUGGCUCGGCCCGCCUCCACGUCUUCCGAGUCACCGCCUUUGUGCAGCCCGUCCGCCCGACCUUCGCCCUCGACGCCCGGCCGCUCAGUGUCCGCACUGGGCUCCCGGUGCCUGAGCACGCUGACCAUACCCCCUGA